Mytilinidion resinicola is the source of this 1179-nucleotide messenger RNA. RefSeq lists its product as uncharacterized. The transcript has 3 exons. Bases 183 to 932 code for a protein of 249 amino acids. NCBI's taxonomy places the organism in Eukaryota, Fungi, Ascomycota, Dothideomycetes, Mytilinidiales, Mytilinidiaceae. The record is from RefSeq and is a predicted model, not a curated record.
CGUUGGCAAAACAUAUCCGCGGGUCGACAUUCCGCCGACAAUCAUCGAAUACCCGCAGGCCAUGGAUUUCUUCAUCUCAGACGCGUUUCCGUGAAUACAUCAAACGUCAAUCUUUCCAUUGACCUUGCACUGGCAUCACAGUUCGCAUCAAUCCACCAGCAAUCGCUCACCAAAAGCUCAUCAUGGCCGAUCCAGCCGUAGUCAAAGGCCCCGGCAUGCUCUGGGUCAUGUCUUCGAUCUCACGCCCAGAUAUCAUGGAUGAGAAGACCUACAUGAAGUGGUAUGACGAGGACCACAUUGCCGAGAUCAUGGAAACAAGUGGUAUUCACACUGCAUAUCGUUAUAAAGACGUGGACAUUGGCAAAGUUGACAAGCCUUAUCUGGCAUUUUAUCCGAUGAAAGACUUGGCCUUCACGCUGGGGCAAGAGUUCAAGAAGAUUAGGGUCAAGAGCGACCUCUUACCAGGGUCGGGACUUUGCUACGAUCUUGCGGACAUCGAUGUGAGGUACGUAGGGCUGGUUGGAAAGACAGAGUAUGCGGCGCCGAAGAAAGAAAGCGCACCGUACCUCCUUCUUGCGGGCGUCUACCCAUCAGAUGACACCCUGGACUCAGAAGUCGAAAAGUAUUACGAUGAGCAAAUCGAGGAGCUGUCAAAAGCUAAAGGCUACAUGCGCACCACUCACUUCAAGCUGCUUUACGCAAGGUCAAACGCACAGUCCAGAGCACUCAAAGGCCUACCUACGACCGAUGCGCCACCACCAGAGCCACCGACUAGGAUGGCUCUACACGAAUUCUCUGAAGAGCCAGAUUCUGGGAUCAGGGAGAAGCUCCGGACAGAUAAGUCCAACAAGGUCGUAGCUGAUGCGAAAGAGACGGAAGCGAUUCUCUACAAGUUGGUGGUUUCUCAUGGCAAGAAAAACUUCUUCGAAUAGAUAUUGGUUUCUACUAUCACCCCCUUGACGGCUUUCGCCAUCCACUUGCUGUCCUGCCACGAAAAGGUCCAAUCAAGUGAAGCUGCUGCUUCCCUUCAUCUACUUCCUCGUUCCGAGCUUUCCAGUGAAGGGGGCUCCAGUAGCUAGAUAGCCUCAUUUAGGUUUGGUGAGCGAGGCUUCUAGGUGCGCAAAGCUAUCGUGGCCAUAUUCAAAGGUUCUAGAUAAGUGAGAUCAUAUUCAACUCAAA